AUGGGGUACGACAAGAAGGACGGUCAUCGUUCUUCCGGUAGACAUGGUAGUAGCAGUAGGAAACAUAAGACAAGUCGUGAAGGUGAUCGGGAGAGAUCUUCAAGAGGAAGAGAGAGUGAUCGUUCAGAUGCUCAGAGAAGAGUGAACGAUACGGCUAAGACUGUUGGCGAAGGUGCUGGGAAAGCAUAUGAUUCCGUGGCUGAUUUAUUUGGCGGGGAAAGAGAACUGGAUCGAACGAUUAGAAGAUAUAAUCCAACUUUCUACGAAUUUGCAGAUAAGACUUUCCUUGGUAAAUUUGGUCUACCCAAUAAACCUAGUAAAUUCUUGUUGUUUAUCAUAGCCUUAGGUUUAAUACAAUCGUUCAUACCCCUCUUGCAAUGGCCACUCGAUUUCGUUUCCCGCUGGCUUUCAUUCCUCUUCCUCUUCGGCACAGGCCUGGACGAGCUAAAAGCGGGAUUUGAGAGCAGUCGAAGAGCUCCAAAGAUCAAAUCACUCUUGACAGUUUUCGUGAUAGUAUCGGCAUUACAGCUCAUACCGAAUUUCUUAUUCCAGACGUAUUAUCAUUUCGGUGCAUUAUGGUCUUUCUUCCUACCCGUCAUACUAUUUAUCACACCAUUCAAAGACUCGCCCGAUCAGACUUUAGCUAGUCUAUUGUGCGAUACGUUCUUUGGAGGGGCUUCGAUGAUGAUUAGUGCUAUGAUACCUGAUUCGAUGAGUGGUGAGAAUAGUCAGAAUAUGGCAAUACUUGCUGGAGUAAUCACAGCUGGUUUGUUUUGGAUAGGCUACCUUGGUUCAAUGGCAUGUUACAUCCUAGUCUGGGCUUUUCUAUCUCUCUCAACGAUAAACACCCUAGGUCAACCAUUCAUAUCCAAAGAAGAAAGUUCAUCGGGGUUUUAUCGACAAAUGAAGAUCUGGCAUUGUACCAUGGCGAUAUGGUCAUGGCGUUACUUGAUCAGUGCGAUCGAGAGUAUCUCCAUACCAGGUAUAAUAUCUGUGAUAGGAUUGAUCCAGUAUUAUAUCCCGACCUACUUCCUAUGGAUGACUGGUUGGUGGUUCGCUAUGCUUAUGACGAAAAAGACAGAAAAGAGACAUCGAGCCGAUACGUGGUAUGCUAAAUGGCUUAUGGGAGUUGGCAGUGCCGCAUCUUCGUCGAGGUCGGGAUCGGGGAGGUCGGAUAGAGAUAGGCAAAGUUCUUCUGGGAGAUCAUCAGAAUCACGAUCGGGAUCGGGAGCAGGUAAACAUAGGUCAUCCAGGUCCGACAGGGAUAGGGAGAAAGAUAAAAAACGUAGAAAGUAG
This is a messenger RNA of Kwoniella mangroviensis CBS 8507, 1296 nucleotides long. RefSeq lists its product as uncharacterized. The record is from RefSeq and is a predicted model, not a curated record. Bases 1 to 1296 code for a protein of 431 amino acids. The transcript is spliced from 6 exons. NCBI's taxonomy places the organism in Eukaryota, Fungi, Basidiomycota, Tremellomycetes, Tremellales, Cryptococcaceae.